Messenger RNA from Sclerotinia sclerotiorum 1980 UF-70, 108 nucleotides. RefSeq lists its product with no specific name. The record is from RefSeq and is a predicted model, not a curated record. The transcript has a single exon. Lineage: Eukaryota; Fungi; Ascomycota; Leotiomycetes; Helotiales; Sclerotiniaceae. The coding region runs from base 1 to 108 and encodes 35 amino acids.
AUGGCAUCAUAUCGUAAGAUCAGAAAACCCAUUAGAGAAUCAAAUUCAGCGACCCAAGCCAACCCAUGGCUCCCCACCGACGAAAGCAUGAAAAUUUUUAAAACCUGA